This is a messenger RNA of Sphaerulina musiva SO2202, 216 nucleotides long. RefSeq lists its product as uncharacterized. Lineage: Eukaryota; Fungi; Ascomycota; Dothideomycetes; Mycosphaerellales; Mycosphaerellaceae. The transcript is spliced from 2 exons. The record is from RefSeq and is a predicted model, not a curated record. Bases 1 to 216 code for a protein of 71 amino acids.
AUGUACACCCGCUACAUUCUCCUCCUCGCGACAGUCCUGGCAACUUGCAAUGCCGUCGCAAUUCCAAAACCAGCACCAAUCGCGGACCCUGCUGCUUCUCCUCAAGACUUCAAGCGAGCACUAGAAGAGAAGCGUCAAUACGCGUCGUUCAAUGACUACGCAGAUGGAUUUGACUACCCCAAAACGGCGAAGACCGUUCGCGAGGCUUCAACUUGA